AUGGGAGUUCUGGGCCCUAAAAUCCGUCCUGUGGCCGUCAAAAUCCGUGUUCUGGCCCCAGAAGUCAGUGUUUUGGCCCCUGUGCGGUGUGGGACGGCGGCAGCCGCCAGGUCUGCCCUGCUCCGGGGACAGUGGCCGAUACUACCCGGUUCCGGAGCGGACGGCGGUGUUGGCCAGGUCUACCCGGCACUCGGGGGGGACGGUCGUCAGGUCUACCCGGCUCUCGGGGGACGUUCGCCAGGUCUACCCGGCACUCGGGGGACGGUCGUCAGGUCUACCCGGCUCUCGGGGGACGUUCGCCAGGUCUACCCGGCUCUCGGGGGACGGUCGUCAGGUCUACCCGAAGACGAGGUGGCGCACAGGUCGUUCCAGCGGUUCCGUCGGAUUUCUUUUCUUGCUUCUCCGGAAUCGUUCACGGCGGGGCGGGUGCAAGAACGGUACGGACUUUGGCCGACGCUCUCCAACGCGGAUCGCACCCAAAGGGGAGUCGAGCGAGCCGCGACUUUCCGCUGGUGCUGGAGAUCAUUCACGGAGGGAAGCACUGACGCCGCCGGGCCACCCCCCGCCAAAGUCACUGUGACUCGCGGAAUAACGACACCCCGUGGGCUCAGAGUGAGGUGCAGAGGUAGGAGUUCUCAGGUAGGCUCAGUGCGUGUUGUUGGGGGCAGAGAUGCCCAGCCAGGAUCCUGGCCAGGGAUUGUGAGUGUGCAGAAGGUCCGGGAGAAGCACGUCUUUCACGCGUGUGGAGGGUCCCUCAUCCACCCACAGUGGGUGCUGACGGCAGCCCACUGCUUCGUCAAUAGCCAGGAUGUCCCAGUGUGGCGCGUGGUGGCCGGUACCACCUCCUUAACUGACAUGGGCCCAGAGACACAACACAGCUACGUCAGACAGAUCAUCAUUCACGACGACUACGAUACCACCACUCAGGCGAAUGACAUCGCUCUGAUGGAACUCUACGAGCCUCUCCAGUGCACCCCCUACGUGCAGCUCGCCUGCGUGCCUGACUUCUCCCUGCAACUGCGGCAGCUGAGAAACUGCUAUGUUGGUGGCUGGGGGGUCACCACGGCCAGAUCUGGAGGACUACCCCCGUCGCUGCAGGAGGCCAAGGUCCCCCUCAUUGACCUUCAAGUGUGUAACAGUAGCGGGUGGUACCAUGGGGACAUCCACCCCCACAACCUGUGUGCGGGCUAUCUGCAAGGAGGCAUUGACACCUGCCAGGGGGACAGCGGGGGUCCUCUGGUCUGCCAAGAUCCCCAUGCUGACCACUUCUGGCUGGUGGGAGUGACCAGCUUUGGCGUAGGCUGUGCCAGAGCCCGUCAGCCGGGGAUUUACGCCUCUACUCAAUACUUCCGCCAGUGGAUCCUGAUCCAGAUGGCGAUGCCCUCAUCGGAAGCAUGGCACAGUAGGCUGUGCCAGAGCCCGUCGGCCGGGGGUCUACACCUCCACACGGCACUUCCAGAACUGGAUGCUGACUCAGAUCACGCGGCACUCAGUUAG
This is a messenger RNA of Cuculus canorus (common cuckoo), 1497 nucleotides long. Its product is annotated as acrosin-like. The record is from RefSeq and is a predicted model, not a curated record. Gene Ontology annotation, molecular function: serine-type endopeptidase activity. The coding region runs from base 1 to 1497 and encodes 498 amino acids. The transcript has 5 exons. Lineage: Eukaryota; Metazoa; Chordata; Aves; Cuculiformes; Cuculidae. Gene Ontology annotation, biological process: acrosome reaction; proteolysis.